CGGCCACACAUUGGUUUGUUUACCUUUUUACCUAGUGAGUUAAUUAUUUUAUGCCGAUUGUGAUACUUAACUAUUUGAAUUAAAACAAUAAAAAUAUUUGUAAAUAAAAGUUGUUAUGCACUAAAGUAGUUCGUAAGAACUAACGGAAAGGAUGAUUCGCUUACGGCAAGCAAUUUGUGAGCAGCUGCCGCAGCUCAAGAAUGCCUGCCAUGCCCUGGAGGUGCCUGUCAAGAAACAACAGAUCCAGAAUGCCGGACGUCCGACUGUGGAGUGGAUUCUGCCCUCUGCGUUUGCACAACAGGAGGGGGAACUAAUUGACUCAAUGAAGAAGCACAGAUUCAAGGAUGCCUACGUGGAAAACGUUCGAAUUGUACCCAGCGCUGGACGCAGUGCAGCCAAAAUCGAGUUCCAGCUGCAGCCUCAGGUCUUUGUAGAGCAGCUCCUCCAAACUAAAGAGAAUGCUUUGCAUCCUUCGCCCUUUGCUGCGGAACACAUAGUGGUUGAGUACAGCUCGCCCAACAUAGCCAAACCCUUCCACGUGGGCCACCUGCGCUCCACAAUCAUCGGCAAUGUUCUGGCCAAUCUGCACCAGCAUUUGGGCUACCGCACCACUCGCUUAAAUUACCUGGGGGAUUGGGGCACGCAAUUUGGACUACUGGCAUUGGGAGUUCAAUUGCUGAAUGUAAGCGACAAAGAGAUGCAACUAUCCCCAAUAGAAACGCUGUACAAAUCCUACGUGGCCGCCAACCAGGCGGCUGAACAAAGACCUGAAAUCGCGCAGCGGGCGAGAGACCUCUUCGCCGCCUUGGAAGGAGGAACGGAUAGAGCAAUGGUCAAGCAAUGGCAGCAGUACAGAAAGUACACUAUAGAGGAUCUAUCCAAAGUCUACAACCGAUUGGGCGUUCACUUCGAUAGCUACGAAUGGGAGUCCCAAUACUCCCAGCAGCAAAUUCAGGAUGUUCUGGACAAACUGCGCAGCGCUGGACUCCUGCAGCCGGAGCACGAUGGUCGUGAGAUUGUCGUGGUGGAUGGUCGACGCAUUCCUGUGAUCAAGAGUGAUGGAUCCACUUUGUACCUGGCCAGGGACAUCGCUGCGCUGCUGGAGAGGCUGUCCAGAUUCCAGUUCUCACGCUUGCUCUACGUCGUGGACAAUGGUCAAGCGGACCAUUUUAAUGCUCUCUUUAAAACAACGGCAGCCCUGGAUGACCGCCUAAGUUUGGAACAGCUGCAACAUGUGAAAUUCGGACGCAUUCAUGGGAUGAGCACUCGUCAGGGAAAGGCAAUCUUCCUUAAAGAUGUCCUGGAUGAAGCACGCAAUAUAAUGCAGGAAAAGCGAAACUUAAGUGCGACUACCAGAGAAAAUUACAAUCUGGAUGAUGAACAUGUAUGUGAUAUUUUGGGCGUGUCAGCCGUCCUGAUCAAUGUCCUCAAGCAGCGAAGGCAACGAGAUCACGAGUUUAGCUGGCAGCAGGCGCUCCAAGUAAAUGGUGACACAGGAAUUAAGCUUCAAUACACACACUGCCGCCUGCACAGUUUACUGGAUAAUUUCCGAGAUGUAGAUCUGGACGACAUUAAGCCCGACUGGAAGCAUUUCGCCACGGAGCCAGCGGAUGCUUUGGAUCUGCUCUACGCACUCGCACGCUUCGAUCAAAGCGUUUGGCAAUCGAAGGAACAACUGGAGGCUUGUGUCCUGGUCAACUACCUCUUUGGAUUGUGCAAUGCCACCAGUCGAGCGCUGAAAAGAUUGCCUGUAAAACAAGAGUCCAGCCUAGAAAGGCAACUCCAACGCCUGCUUCUCUUUAACGCUGCGAAGAAAACGCUGCGACAGGGAAUGGAGCUCCUCGGCCUGCGUCCACUGGACCAAAUGUAGACCAAUGAGAUCAAAGCACCGCUGUUAACAUAGUUUAUAUUUAUUAAAACACUUCGAUAUAAAAUGCAGCCCAGUGUUGCAGAUGCGCA
Drosophila mauritiana is the source of this 1959-nucleotide messenger RNA. It is a transcript of the gene ArgRS-m, whose product is annotated as probable arginine--tRNA ligase, mitochondrial. Gene Ontology annotation, molecular function: ATP binding; arginine-tRNA ligase activity. Gene Ontology annotation, biological process: arginyl-tRNA aminoacylation; mitochondrial translation. The transcript has 4 exons. Bases 152 to 1870 code for a protein of 572 amino acids. The record is from RefSeq and is a predicted model, not a curated record. Gene Ontology annotation, cellular component: mitochondrion. NCBI's taxonomy places the organism in Eukaryota, Metazoa, Arthropoda, Insecta, Diptera, Drosophilidae.